Messenger RNA from Sceloporus undulatus (fence lizard), 4079 nucleotides. RefSeq lists its product as uncharacterized. The record is from RefSeq and is a predicted model, not a curated record. Bases 113 to 2080 code for a protein of 655 amino acids. Gene Ontology annotation, molecular function: zinc ion binding. The transcript is spliced from 6 exons. Lineage: Eukaryota; Metazoa; Chordata; Lepidosauria; Squamata; Phrynosomatidae.
GAAGGAAGGAAGGAAGGAAGGAAGGAAGGAAGGAAGGAAGGAAGGAAACCAGAGAACUCCCGACCAGAGCUACCCUUCAGAUAGGAACAGAUACCACUUUAGAUCAGCUGCAAUGGCCUCAGUCCGAGAAGUGUCUGGCAUUACUGAAGACUUGGUGUGCCCAGUGUGUCUCUCCAUCUUCCAGGAUCCUCGUAUGCUGGGUUGUGGCCACAACUUCUGCCUUUCCUGCUUAGAGAGCUGUGUCAUUCCCAAGGGACAGCAUCAUGGAACAUGUCCCGAGUGCCGAGAUCCCUUCAGUAUCCAAGAUGCUGUUCGCAACCGCGUCCUGGCCAAUUUGUCUGAGAAAGCCCGGCUUCUCAAGUUGGAGGAGGGAAGCCAGUCCGGUGUGGCUGGAAGCUGGCAUUUUUGUGAGGAUCAUGAGGAGCCCCUCAAACUCUUCUGCAGUCAGGAUGAGGCUCCUGUCUGUGUGAUCUGUCGGGAUCUGCCUCAGCAUCAGGGUCACAAUUUUUUGCCCAUCAAGAAUGCCGUAAACAGUUAUAAGGAGAAACUGAAGACAUCUCUGGAAACCCUGGAAGAAGGUGUGAAGCGGGCCACAAGUAAUCAGUCCCUCCAACAAGAAGCAAUGGAAGAACUUGAGAAUCUAACUGAAAAUUUGUGUGGCUUGAUCUUCAUUACAUUUGAAGAACUACGGGAAAUCCUGAAUGAGAGAGAGCAAAACAUGAUGGAUACAGUGAAACAGAUGAAGGAGGACAACCAAGCAGACAUGGAAAGAAUGCUGGAGUAUUUGAAAGACUACAAGUCAUCCCACAAUGAGACCAUUUCCAGCAUCUGGGCUCUACUGGAAGAAAGCAAUGAAUUUGUUUUCCUGAAGGAAAUCAAGGAACUGGUGAGAAGGAUACAGGAUCGUCUAAGUGAAGAGAAUCAAGACAGAGGAAGGGAAACAGGAAAAGGUGGCCAAGGGGUCAUGGAAGGUGAAGAGAGCAAGGAUCAACCUCAAGACACUAGUGAAAGCAAAGCAGAAGCUUCUGGAGAAGAAGCUACAAAUGCCAUGGAAGAUGUGGCUGGAGUGAUUGUACCUGUAGACCCAGCCCUUGGAGAGCUGGAAGAGUUGCUCAAUUUUGAGAGUUUGAAGGACAUGUUGAGAAGCAUUAGUAUUGGAGAGAUGUUUGCCCCAGCCUCUCCUUCUGAUUCGCCACCCUUAGGGGAAGACAGAAACAACUUUGAGGAAGCUGAAGAAAAAGAGAGAACAGUGGUGGAAGAUCUAAACAGUAUUGUAGAAGCCAGGACUUUGGCCCUGGGUGUAGGCUCCCUUAAUAUGCAGACACCUCCACCAAGCAGUGCUUCCAGUACAGUUCCAACCAUGGGAGAGGCCCUUUAUAAACCACCACAGCACUUUUCCACUUUCCCAGUGCCUCUCUUCCAACCAUUGCCUUUCUACAAUAAUAGUUCCAUGCGAGGAUGGGGGAAUGUACGUAACUGGACACCUCAUCUCAGAUGGUCUCAUGGCAGGGGAACCUCACAGAAGCAGCCACUUUAUUUCAGCUGGGGACAAGGCAGGGGAAACAGUCCAAACAGGCAGAGAUACCAACCUAGUGAAGGCAACUCUUCACUCCAAGGCAGCUGGAAAUCUCCAACAGGAGAGUCAAGCCAACCUGGAGGUGACCAUGGCUGGAGGCGAGGACAGGGUUGUUUCAAUAAACAGAGACCCCAGUCCAGUGGUGGUAACAUAUCUGGACAAAGUGAAGGAGGAUCCAUAAAGAAUGAAUCAGGCAAACCCAGUCAGUCUCAUGAAGCAGGGCAAGGAAGAAGCGAGUUUAAUGAACAGAGGUGCCAAUCUAGUGCAAGUAGCAGCUCAGGCCAAAGCAAAGGGCAACCUAUAAAGAAAGAGCCAUCCAAACCCAGAAGGGGUCACUCCCCUGGCAAAGGAGAUUCAGGACAAGGCCGAGGGUCUACAAAGAAAGGUGAUGGAGCCUCCUCAGAAAGUCAGGGGACUCAGAAGAACAGACCCCAGGCAUCCCAUCGUGGAGGUCGUGGGAGAGGUCGUGGCUCUGGUUCAGCAAAGAGUCCCCAGAACAAAUAGUCAUUUCCUUUCCCAUUUCCCUUGGAGCUGGGGGCACCAAAAUGACAUACCUAAGAAACAGAACAGAAGUAAGGAUGUAGCAAAAGACAGGGCCACAAUGAUGAGUUUUCCCCAGAUAAACUAAAACUGGAAAGUUUUAUGGAAAUUUUCCCAGUGCUCUAAAUAAUAUUAUCUGAUCUAGCAUGUGUGGUUUAACUGUUAUAUUCAAACACAUUUAGCACAUUUGAUUUGAAUGAUAUUUUCAGAACUUUAUUUUAUUGGAGCAUUUGUGAUAAGGUGUAGAGAACAGCAUCGGAAACAAUCACUACCCUGGCCACAUCUGUUUGGCCUCAACUCUUACAAGGAGUCUUACAUGUCAUCCUGUCCACAAGGCAAAGGCCUGAUUCAAGUGCAGACUGCCUUCACAUGGGAAGGCUAGUUCUGUGCUGAGUUUGGACCAUCCCUACCUUAAUCUAGUUUUUUAAAAAACAUCAGCAUUUGUUCUGGAUCUUCCAAGGAAAUUUAAAGUGAAGCCAAGCAGAUGUUUACACAGCAUCUUGCUAUGUUGCCUGCGAUCACCAGUUGCUCCCAUGAGUUGCUCCCUCUGAGGCCACAGAUGCACCUGCCCAUGCGGUCGAUUCAGGGCACCUUAUUUUCAACCUGAGGUAGUGACUCGCAUCAGUGGUCAGCACAAUGUGAUGCAUGUAUGGGCAGCUACCCAGCAUCCAGAGUGCCAAGAUGAUGGGGGGAAUCCAGGGCAGCUUUGGAGCCAAAAUCCUCCAGGAGCAGCGCAGAGUAUUUUGGCCAGUGUAGACCCACCCUCAAACUCAGGUACUGGGACCACAGUAUUUAAUCUGUUAAUCUAGUUGGUUGAAAUGCAUUAGAUUAAACCAAGGGUCAGGGAACGUGUGGUAGUCCAGAGGUUGUUGGACUAUAUCUCAUAAACCAGUACAGCCAUUGGUGAGGAAUAGAAGGAAAUCUGUUUUUCUGGAUUACAAUUGCCAGGCUCUUAAGUAGCAUAGGGCCACAAUAGUAACUUUUCCAAGAACUUCUGAGCUGCAGUCUGACACCAUUUGGAAAGCCACAUAAUCCUCAUCCCUGGAUUAAUCUGUUUAGAUUAAUGAGUGAAAAAACCAUUGUCUUGAAAACAGGCCCCAUUUAAUUGGGCAGUAGAGUGUUUUUUUAAGGAAGCAAUAUCUAUUGUAAGUAAACAACAAUAACAAAAUGUUGAGCGAUUGAUGUCAAGGUAGCUGCAUUUUUCAUCUCUCUCACUUUCUCUUAGAAAGAACUGUUUUUGAAAAGUGGCACUUGCUAUGAUGUGUGUGCAUCACCUAAAAGCAAAAUAUGGUUCCCCUUUCUGUUAAGUAGAAAUGCUCUGGUUUCAACUUUGUUUUAUCACAUAGUGAACGGAGCUAAAACAAAGCUGUUGACUAAAAAUAUGACUACAGAAGAGGGAAAUUUGCUAAUGGUUCUUAUUAACUUUAAAAUGGAAAUAAAUGGGAUUAAAUAUUUGGGAGUUAUCAUUAUGAAAAAUAACAGUUUACUGUUUCAAAUUAAUUAUGAAAAAGUCUGGAAAGAAAUUAAAAGAGAUUUUGAAAAAUUGAGAAAGUUAAACUUAUUUUUGUGGGAAGAAUCACAGUGCUAAAAGCCAAUGUGUUGCCAAGACUUUUAUUUUAUUUUCAAAAAAUCCUUAUCGUAAGAAAUGGAAUACUAUUUACACAAUGGCAGAAAGAAAUCUCAACAUGAAUGGAUUUUCAAAUUGCAGAAUUAGCCUAAAUUGCCAAAUUAACAUACCAAUUGAUUUUUUAUAGCUUAGAAACCAUGUAUGAACAUUUUGACUAAUAAGAUGAAUGAUGCAAUAAUUUGUGGUUAUUUGAAUUAACAACCCUACUAGGAUUUGUGGAGUUGAAGGCUUUCAUGGCUGGCAUCCAUAGUUUUUUGUGGGUUUUUCGGGCUACGUGGCCAUAUUCUGGAAGAGUUUAUUCCUGGCAUUUUGCCAGCAUCUGUGGCAUUCUCUGCA